UAAGCUCACUAAAAAAAACAAAUUAAAAAACUGAAAUUAAACCAAUCGAUAAACAAAAUCAAAACUCGUUUAUCAAAAUCGAAGUAAAUUCAAUUUUGGUCAAAGCAAAAUCGAAAGUGUUAGGACUUCAAAACAUUCCUUAGUGAAAAUUUACAACAAAAGCACUGCUAAACAAAUUGAAUAAUUGCGAACACUUUCAAUCACAAUAAAAUCAAAAGAAAGCAUUUAAUUAAGUUACUAUCGAAUUGCCAUCUGCAAAAUGACGAAAGCUACAGCAAACGAAAUCAAAAGCAAAAACGUUCAAAAAGCGUACGAAAUGCGCACAAAACAGAGAAGUGAGUUGAAAAAUUACUGGACACCCUCCCGGUGUGCCAAGAUUUCAAUAGAUCUAUGUGCAGUCGGUUAAAUUGUAGAUUCGUUCAUUUAACUGAAGAUGACAAGGUUGAAGUAUGUGAUCAACGUGUGGCUGUAUGUCGCGAUCAUGCCAACGGUCAAUGCAGACGUAAGCAAUGUAAAUAUUAUCAUAUACCGAUCGUGUUGCCGCCGGCGAAUGUUAUGGCUGCCAUCAUUAAUACGAACAAUAACAACAAUAAUAACAAUAACAGCAUGCAUAGCAACAGCAGCAGCAGCAUUAGCAGCAAUGCAAGCAGCCAUGGCAGCAGUAACAACAACAGCAACAACAACCACAACCAGAACAAUCAAUUGCAUACAAUCUCACAGCAGCAGCAACAGCAACAACAAAAGCAAGCACAUGAACAGUAUCAGCAGCAUGCCAAGUCAGCAGCAGCAGCGACAGCGACAGCAACGACUGGCAUUGCCACCAACUACAAUAAUAAUUUGAUAAUAAUCGAACCGCAGCAACAUCAUCUUCACCAGCAACAACAACACUACAAUUAUCUACACAACAACAAUUACACGACCACACACUACAGCCCGAGUAACAGCAGCAGCAGCAGCAGCUCCGCAAACAACAACAAUAACAAGCACGUCACGCAUACGAUCUACCAACAACAACCAGCCACUUUCCAUCUACCACACUUCACCUGCCAUUCGCCCUACUCACCAUCCUCAGCAUCGUCAUCGUCAUCCUGCUCCAUUGCCACCUCCCCGACAGCGUUCACAUCGGCGACCGCAACACUGCCGACCACCUCCACGGUGACCGUGCCCACUGCUAUUGCCACCAUGCCAGCAGCACAGCCACCACCACCACGUGCUACUGCCUAUCUGAAGGCGGCGCCGUCACAUCUCACCGCCUAUGCCAGCAGCGGCGCUUAUGAAUUGACCACAGGCGCGCCCACAUUGUUGCUCAGUAGCGAUUACAAUUCAAAUUGCAUUCCAAUUUUGGCAGCGCAUCAACAGCAACAACAACCACAAUCACCGUUGGCCACAGCAGCAUCGUAUAUUUAUCCGGCGCAUCAUCAGCAGCAUAGCGCCGCCGCGGCGCAACAACAUUUAAUGAAAUAUGCCGCAGCCGCGGCACAGGCGGCACAACAUCAAUUUCAUUAUGCCACCGCGCCACAAAUACUCACCGCCGCGGCGCCGCAACAUAUGCUAGCGACAGCGGUGACAUCAGCCGCUACCGCGCCGCAUACGCAUGUUUUGAGUGGCGUGGCAACCACAACAACGCCGCUCGUGGUGGCCACAACAACGGCGACUGGCGCGGCGGUAAGCGCACCGGUGCUUGGUGGUUGCAUAUGAAAUGCGCCAUGUGGCAGUAGCAGCAACUGCGCGUACCAGCAGCGGCAACAGCAACAACCAGUAGCACUACAAUAUCAGUGGCAACAUCAACAACAGCAAUUCAUUUACAUGGGCAAUAAUGGCGGCGUUUAAGCGCGCGCGACACUUUGCACUCAACGCGCUGCGCCUGUCUCCACGCGCGCGCGGUACUACAUGAGCAAGCGCACGGCGCGGUAUAGCACAGACGUUGUGCGCGGCGUAAGUUGUCAACAACAUUUCCAAUUCACACUCGAAUAUUUUUAGCAAUAAGCACCACAUAUUCGCAUACCUAGUUAUAAUAUGUUUAUGCAUGUCUGACAGACAGCUAAAAUUGGUUGUCAGCCGCGCCGCUAUGCAGGUGUUAGUGAGCGGCUGUGUUUUUGUUAAUUCAAUUUUGCUUUAUUUCUAAUUAGUUUUUACGCACUCAGUUUGUUAAAUAUGUAAUGUUUACUGUUUUAUUUUGUUAUUUGAAAAAAAAAAAAAUUCAAAAAUAUUCUCAUUGUAACUUGUUUGUAUAGACUUAUAAGUAUCAAUUAGCAAUUAACGAUUACCGAUUGUCUAUUACCCAUCACCAAGUAAUUUAUGUAGUAUAUACUCGUAUGUAUAUAAUCUAGUAUAUAAUUUUGUGUGUUGCAAGUUAAAACAAAACGGAUCAUAAAUAAGAUACACGAAAUACUCAUUACCAGCAAUAGUUUACUGUUAUUUUCUUUACAAUGUUGUUACUUUAAAUUAUUCGUAUAUUUUUUUAGUGAUCACUGGCGGGUUAACGCUUUAGUGUUUCAAACCGUAAAAAAGUGGCAUAAAAAUCGAAAGAGUCAGUUUAGAGUCAUUUGGCUCCAUAUAAAUGUAAUUGUGGGGUUAAACUUUACGCUCAAAAAAAGUUGAUAAUAAAAAACUUCAAGUUGCAGUGCUUUCCAGAGAGUUAAUAUCUUUAUUUUUUCAAAGAAAGAAUAGAAAUAGAAGCAAUACCGGCAGUUAUAAGUUGUACAAUAAUCUACUUGGAUUUAGUGAGUGACCAAGCAUCAAGUUGAGCAAAAAUUUUAAUAUUAAUUUCUGGAGAAAUAGAGUGAAUUCAGCUUGUGGUGACUGCUCCGGGGGAGUGAAGAAAGUAGUAAUAGAGAAGAAAUAUGAGGUAGAUACAUAUAUAACAAUAGCCUAAGAAAAAGCUCUCGAAAGAAAGUUUCUGUCUACUCUCUCACUACUAUGUAGAACUUCGCACGUGUUAUUAACGACAUAAGAAAAAGACUGAAGUUAAUACCUACUAUCGAGUUAUAAGUGCUUAGCUGGAGUAAAUUUUAUAGAAUAUCGCAAGCUUUUGAUAACCGUUUCACUCAAAUGCCAUCAAUUUACUCUCCUCCACGAACAUUUAUUUUCUAUUAAAAUGAGGAAAGCAAAUAGGCUGGCAACUCCAUAAACAAUUAUUGCUAUGAGAAUCUUCGAAAAUUAUAAAGUAUGAAUAUAUAAAUAACAGGCAUUGAAAGCCUUAAGAAUUUAUGAACAAACUGAUGCGGAGUUGUAGUCUAAGGUUACACAGUUUUAUAGAAAGGUGAUUGCCCUCAGAGUUUUGAGUUUUAGGAAACCAACGCUAAUGUGACGCAAACAAAACAGCUGAUAGCUCGAACUCUUCAAGAGCAUAACACUGCUGAGAUUUAUUAAACUAUCGGCGAGUGAAAUAAAUCACUUUAAGGAGUGGCCACAGAUCACAAAACUAAAAGUUUGGAAUUUUUUUUUAUAAAAAAAUGUUUGUAAACAUUUUUAUUAAUUAAUUCUAAAAAAAUUUUGUUAUUAUUUUAUUUAUUUUUUAUAAUUUAUUUAUUUUUUUGUAAUCAUUUACGUUUUUUACGUUUUUUAAUGUUUUUUUUUUUAUUUAUUUUUAUAUUAUUUAUUUUUUGUAUUACUUUUGUAGUAUUUAUACUACUUCAUUUUUUAAUUUUUUUUCUUAUUAAUUUUGGUUCCUUUAUAUUUUCGUAACAGAAACUGUAUUCGAUUUCCUCAUUCACCUAACCUCAACACACACAUGUACACACUAGAACAACUUUCAACUUAUCACAAUAAAUGAGGCAACAAUUAAAGGUUGAUGAACUAUUUACAAAAAUAUUGAAAACAAAAAAUAGCAAAUAGUUUUAAACUAACAACUACAACAUUUAGCAGUGAAUAAAAGUAAUAAUAAAAUAUUAAAAUAAUAAAAAUAAUAAUCGUGUAAUUUUAUAAAGUGCAGUAGAACUUGAAUGAGUUCUGAGUGGAACUACACUUAAAAAACUACGAAAAAAUUAAAAGUAAAAUAAAAAAUAAUAUUAUAUAUACACUUUAAUAUACAUGAGGUUGUAGGGGUAAGAUUGAACAUUAAAAAAAUAAUAAUUAAUAAAUAAAUAAACACUUUAAUAAUUUAAUUAAAGAAAAAGUAAAUUUACUACAUUAAGCAACUCUACAAACACUAAACAAAAUACACUUGAAAAACAUAGCAUUACAAUAGUUUAGAUAUUACACAUUUAACAUUUUUGAACGGUAACAUUAGUGUAGUUGUAGUUUACGAAAGUUACGAAAACGAAAGUUACAUAAAUGCCCAUCUGCGAGGAGAUCGGCAGAUGUACAGUGGCAGUGCUCAGAGCGCGAUUUGAAGCGAGAGGCGGGCUGUGUAUAAAGAAACUGUUUUUUUGAUGUGUAUUCAACAACGGUAAAGCAUUAAAUAAAAUUUUACUGAACUUAGUUAUGCAAUUUUAACUCUAGUGUUCCAUUUUUUCAGCAAAUGAAAUAUAAAAAAAAUAAGAAUAAAUAAAAACACGACCACAAUAACAAUACUAAAAAAAUAUUUAUAUAUGUUUGUACAUACGAUACAUACACACAUAAGUAAAACAGAACUCUUUCACAGUAAAAGUUUUGAAAGAACAUAACCUAAAACUUAAACAAUAGAAACAAAAACAAAAUCACAUUUUAAACACUACACUUAAAGAAAACCUACAAAAUUCUGGACAAAAAGACGAUAGCUUAAGAAAAACGUUAAAAAUACAAAAACCGAAUUAAAUAGAAACUGAAAUUCAAAAACCAAGAACCAAAAACCGUUAACUAACAAAAAAUUAAUUUUAAUAGCAAAUGAUUUACAUAAAGAAAAUAAGCUAAAAAUGAAAUCAUUUGCGAUAAGCAAACCAGUACAGUCACGUCCUAUUUUUGCAACAACGACUAAUUACUAGACAAAACAAAAAAUAAACCAAAAGCAUAAAACAACAAUUACAACAAUAGCGGUAUCAUUUAUUAAACUAAACGUUUAAAAUUGCUGCUACACUGAGCAAAACAAUAUAGUGUGUAUUGGAAUUAAGAAAAAUUUAAAUUCUUUUUUACAAUUUGUAGAACCAACUUGACGUUAAUAACGGCAAUGAAGAAAAGCAAUUGCAGUUAAAAUAAAUUAAUUAUAUAUCCAAUUACCAUAAAAAAUUCAAAACAAAAUAUAUAAAAUAUUUUUUAUAAUAAAAUAAAAUUGUUAAAGUAGCAGUCAAUAACACAUUUAGCGAAAUGCCGUUAACUGGUGGCAUAAAAAUCAAACCCAUGGAAUUAGUUUGAGAAAAGUUUUGAAAUUUUUUUUAUUCUUUUAUUACAAUAAAAGCGACAAAUCAGCGAAUAAAUUUUAGAAAGUGUGCGCCCAAUUAAAAAUUAAUUUUUCUUAUAUUUCAUUUCAACGAAAAACUGAAAUUAUUUAUAAAAGAAUUAUUAUUUGGAUACUGCGUAGAGUUAAAUAACAGUUUUUUUUUUAAUGCCGAUAUUGGAAUAUUAUUUUAUUUUAAUUAUAAGUUUAAAUUUUUUUUUUUUCAAAGAUACAAUUAUGAGUAUUUUAUAUAGUUUAACAAUUAUAGUUAAAUUGUUUUAUAAAAAAAAUAUAUUUUAAUAAAAAAAGGUUUUUAAAUUUUUUUUUUCAUUUUAUUUAAAUACUUUUUAUUAAAUAUUUCAUUUAUAAUAACUAUAAAUUUUAAAUAUUUAUUAUUUAGUAUUUAAUUAAAAUACUACAUAAAUACUACAAAGUUUUUCACUUUUUGUAAUAAAUUUAAAAAUUAAAAUUAAAAAAAAAAUUAUAAAAACUAAUGCCAAAUUUUUCAGAUUUGUUGAAAUUUUGUUAUGAAUAAUUUUUUCCUUUUUAUUGAAAAGUUAUUGACUCUAAAAUUAAAAACAUAAACUCACAUAUGUAAGAUUGAAUGUUUUCAAAACAAAAACAGUUAAUUAUUUCAGAUAUUUAUUUAAAAGUAUACUUUUUUAAAAACUGCAAAACAUCUCAAAUAUUUCAGACAAAAACAACUAAAUUUCAAUUUUUCACACAAUAAAAAGGAACUAAUCAACACAAUAACUGAAGAGGCACACUUAAUAUUAAUUGCAAUAACAUUAAAAGUUAAAUAAACAAAAAAAACAA
Messenger RNA from Bactrocera dorsalis (oriental fruit fly), 6109 nucleotides. Its product is annotated as probable serine/threonine-protein kinase DDB_G0277165. Bases 391 to 1698 code for a protein of 435 amino acids. Gene Ontology annotation, molecular function: metal ion binding. The transcript has 3 exons. The record is from RefSeq and is a predicted model, not a curated record. Lineage: Eukaryota; Metazoa; Arthropoda; Insecta; Diptera; Tephritidae.